Messenger RNA from Cannabis sativa, 1523 nucleotides. RefSeq names its product 3-oxoacyl-[acyl-carrier-protein] reductase 4-like. Gene Ontology annotation, biological process: fatty acid biosynthetic process. Bases 231 to 1193 code for a protein of 320 amino acids. Gene Ontology annotation, molecular function: NAD binding; 3-oxoacyl-[acyl-carrier-protein] reductase (NADPH) activity. The record is from RefSeq and is a predicted model, not a curated record. Lineage: Eukaryota; Viridiplantae; Streptophyta; Magnoliopsida; Rosales; Cannabaceae. The transcript is spliced from 10 exons.
UAGGAAAGCUAUAUUGGUAUUCUUAAAAUAAAAUGAUAGAUAUAGGACAAAAAUUUAAAACAAAAAGUCAGGAGUAGCUGUAGGAGUAGGAGAACUAACUAGUAAUCUCCGCCCCGCCAUUAAACUAGUCUCUCUAGUCUCUAGGUCUUCCCUCCCCUCCCAAUUCCUCUCUCUCUCUCUCUCUCUCUCUUCUGGCGACUGUGCUUUCACAUUUCUCUCGCAGAUUCUCAAUGGCCGCAACUAUUGCCUUCAACGUUGUCGGAGCUCCGGCUAAACUUUCAGCCUCAUUUCGCUGCUCUUCUCCUCUCAUCGGUGGCCUUAGAUCGUCGACUCAGCUUCAUCCUGGUCUUUCUUUCCAACGCACACCUUCAUUAUCAUUUUCAUCCUCUGGUAUCAGGGCUCAGGUUGCAGCCGUAGAGCAAUCGAAUGCUGCUUCUGUAGCUAAGAAUUUGGAGGGACCUGUGGUUGUUGUCACUGGGGCUUCGAGAGGGAUCGGUAGGGCAAUUGCUCUUGCUUUGGGCAAAUCUGGUUGUAAGGUACUUGUAAAUUAUGCGAGGUCAUCAAAGGAGGCUGAAGAAGUUUCCAAGGAGAUUGAGGCACAUGGCGGUCAAGCUCUUACCUUUGGUGGUGACGUCUCAAAAGAAGAAGAUGUAGAGUUGAUGAUCAAAACUGCAGUUGAUGCAUGGGGAACAGUUGAUGUCUUGAUCAAUAAUGCAGGAAUAACUAGGGACGGUUUAUUGAUGAGAAUGAAAAAAAACCAGUGGCAAGAUGUGAUUGAUCUAAAUCUUACCGGUGUCUUUCUUUGCACACAGGCUGCAGCUAAAAUAAUGAUGAAAAAGAGAAAGGGGAGAAUUGUGAAUAUAGCAUCUGUUGUCGGUCUGGUUGGAAAUGCUGGUCAAGCGAACUACAGUGCUGCAAAAGCUGGUGUGAUUGGUUUCACGAAGUCCGUUGCAAAAGAAUAUGCAAGCAGGAACAUUAAUGUUAAUGCUGUGGCCCCUGGUUUUAUUGCAUCUGAUAUGACAGCAGAACUUGGAGAAGAGGUAGAAAAAAAGAUCUUGGGGAGCAUUCCCCUAGGACGAUAUGGUCAACCUGAGGAAGUAGCUGGACUGGUAGAAUUCUUGGCACUUAACUCCGCGGCUAGUUAUAUUACUGGACAGGUACAAUCCUUUACUUGUAGCCAAAAGGAAAAAUAGUUUGUGUGGAAAAGGUGAUAUGUAUUUGUGUUCUUUCAUUUUAGGUCUUUACAAUUGAUGGUGGAAUGGUGAUGUAAAGCCGGAGUUCAGCACUGUUGCCAGUUUCAAGAACAAUUCUCUUUCAUAUAAUAGGUCUUUUUUGUUUAGUUUCACUGUUGAUAAGUUCUUGUUUCUGCUGAAUAAAUUACAUAAGAUAGGAGAGGAUAUUUUGUUCUGUUUUUGAGGGGAUUUUAUUUUUGUAUGCUUUAUUUUGAACUAAUAUGGGUUUUAAGGCAAAUAUUCUAUGGAAACAUCAAAUACAAAAGGAAAAGAAAGCCUUUACUAAGUUAA